CUCUCCGCCUCUUGCCUCAGAGCAGCCGGCGCGCGGUCGGCACCCGUCUCCUCCUCUCCUCGGCACGGGUGCACUUGGACCGUGACCCUCGUCCCCCUGCAGAUGGGCGUCCUCCUGGUCCUGGCUGCGGUCGCGGCUCUGUUGACAGAAAAUCUCGCGUUUCCAGUGGGGGCAGAAGGACAGAGGGAAGAUGUGGUGACAAAGUGCUUGGUUGAAGUCCUGUCCAAAGCUCUCUCCAAACCGGACGCGCAGCUGCACCAGGAAUGCAGAGACAUUCUCCAAGCAGGGGUUAAACAUGCCCCACUGGACAAGAAGAGUGUGGGGGGGAUAGCCACUCAUGAAGAGGAGGUCAGAGGUCGCCCUGAGGAUACUGAGGCCCAGGCAACAGAUGUGAAAGACAUCGAGGCACUGCUGAAAUCCGUGGAAGACAAGAGAGAGAACCCCGAGGACGAGCGCAGCCAAGAAUCCUGGAGUCUGGGUGAUGAGAAGGAGAAGAGACUCGAGAACGACGAGGAAGUGCAGCGGGAGAAGAGGGGCAGCUGGAGGCCUGGGAGAUACCACCAAAGACCCCACAAGCGAGAUGAGGAACCUUUAGGAGAGGAGAGGGAGGAGCCAGAGGAAGAACGUAGCCAAGAGGCCUGGGAUGUAGACAAAAGGCAUGGGGAUGAGGAGGAGGAGAGAAAUAAGCGCAUAUGGAAACCUACACACCGCUACCACCACAAGAAGAAACUCCACAAACGUGGUGAUGGGCCAUCAGAGGAGAAGGAAGAUGAGGAUCGCAGCCAGGAGUCUUGGGGUCUUGAUGAGAGAGACAAGAGAAACUGGAGGCCUGGCAGGUACCACCAGAGGAGACAAAGACGUGACGAAGAUCUUUCUGAAGAAGCAAGGGAAGAGCCUGAUGAAGAACGCAGCCAGGAGAGCUGGGACUUUGACACAGGAAGAGAAAAGAGAAACUGGAGGCCCGGCAGGUACCACCAGAGGAGACAAAGACGUGAUGAGGAACUCGCCGAAGGAGCAAGAGAAGAGCCCGAUGAAGAACGCAGCCAGGAGAGCUGGGACUUUGACACAGGAAGGGAAAAGAAAAACUGGAGGCCGGGCAGGUACCACCAGAGGAGACAAAGACGCGAUGAGGAACUCGCCGAGGAUGGGCAAGACGAGGCAGAUGGAGAACGCAGCCAGGAGAGCUGGGACUUUGACACAGGAAGAGAAAAGAGAAACUGGAGGCCCGGCAGGUACCACCAGAGGAGACAAAGACGUGAUGAGGAACUCGCCGAAGGAGCAAGAGAAGAGCCCGAUGAAGAACGCAGCCAGGAGAGCUGGGACUUUGACACAGGAAGGGAAAAGAGAAACUGGAGGCCCGGCAGGUACCACCAGAGGAGACAAAGACGUGAUGAGGAACUCGCCGAGGAUGGAGAACGCAGCCAGGAGAGCUGGGACUUUGACAAAAGGCAAGGAGAAGAAGAGGGAGAGGUUGAAAAGCGCAUCUGGAAACCGACACAUCGAUACCACCACAAAAAGAAAAUUCACAAGCGCGCUGGAGGCUCAUCAGAGGAAGAGGAAGAGCAAAGGGGUGUUUCAGAGGAGUCGGAGGAGGCUGCAAAGGACGGGGACGAAGAUCUGAGGUAUCUGGCAGAGAAGCGCAAUCCCUGGAUUUACAGGGGCUACUACCAUCCUGCCUGGUUUAAGCGGGACUCUGAUGAACACGCAGCACCCUCGAACAAGGUGGGCCUGAUGGACGAACUGGCCAAGUUGGUGAGCUAUAAGAUGAACCGGCUGGCCAACCAUUCUAACGCAGAGGAGGUGAAGAGGAUCACGCACCCGAGAGCACUCACCCCGCAGGAGGACAAAAAGCUGGAAAGCCUGGCGGCGAUGGACAUGGAGUUGCAGAAAAUCGCUGCAAAAUUGCAUGACAACAGUGCAUAGGCCGGGACGGACAGCAUUCAAGACACCAUGAGAAGAUCACUGCUGCUGUCUUACCGCAUGUCUGUCAGCGUAGUGUGAUUACAGUGUAACAGAAAAAAAAAAAAAAAAGCCUUGCCAAAAAUCAUUCAUAUCAA
Scophthalmus maximus (turbot) is the source of this 2057-nucleotide messenger RNA. It is a transcript of the gene chgb, whose product is annotated as chromogranin B. The coding region runs from base 103 to 1923 and encodes 606 amino acids. Gene Ontology annotation, cellular component: secretory granule. Lineage: Eukaryota; Metazoa; Chordata; Actinopteri; Pleuronectiformes; Scophthalmidae. The transcript is spliced from 7 exons. The record is from RefSeq and is a predicted model, not a curated record.